AUCAUCAAUGUGAGAGGGGGACAACGCUACACAGAGCCAUAGUGCUAUCCUGAUCACACAAGUAAGGUGCGCCAGUGUGAUGAGCUCUUAAUGCGCGUUGCCCGGUCUCUGGCGCAUCCGAAGCUUAGAUUUAGUCCAGUAAGUAGGUUAGUACUAGACUGGCGUCUGUAUUUUUAAGUCCAUUUUUUGGAUAAUUAGCAAAAUGAGGUAUUUUGCGCUUGGAUUGCUGGUGUUUUGCGGAUUAUUUGAAUAUGGCACCCCAAUAAUGUGCUACGAAUGCAACAGCGCCACCAACUCGCAAUGCCUCCAAAAUAUCCUCCCUGAUACCCUGAAACGAAACUGUUCGGAGCACGACCGCGGCGUGACACAUACGCUGUGUCGUAAGAUUAUACAGCAUGUGGAUGUGGCUGUGAAUGGCCAGUUACCGGCUAGCAGGGUUAUUAGGAGCUGCGGGUGGGAUGAGACUAGAUAUAAGGGUGCCUGCUACCACCGCUCCGGCUACGGCGGCAGACAAGAAGUAUGUUCCUGCACCAAGGACUUUUGCAACGGAGCCAACGACAUCACCUCUGUUACCGCCCUCGCUCUCGCCUCGUCCCUCAUGGCAGUACUCAAGUUCGUCUGCCAAUGACUUUCAUAAAAUACUCUGCAACUUCUGAUACCGUGAUUUGGGGUGAGUUGGGCCGAGACUGAUUUUAAAAGUAACAGCUGAAUAAAGAAGCCCAAUUUUCCCCGUGAACUCGACUCACCCCAAAUUACGGUACAGCUCGAAAGCUAGUCUGCAGGGCUAGCACAAGCGGCGCGACAGUGCCCCGCCCGACAUAAACCACACGUCUUUUUGUAAUAUGAAAUAUUACGCGAAACUUUGCUCAGAUGGAUGGAUAUUGAGGAGACCCUACCAUGAACCUUGUUCGAUAUUCUAAUUCACCG
Messenger RNA from Leguminivora glycinivorella, 927 nucleotides. RefSeq lists its product as uncharacterized. The record is from RefSeq and is a predicted model, not a curated record. The transcript is spliced from 3 exons. Bases 203 to 628 code for a protein of 141 amino acids. Gene Ontology annotation, biological process: sleep; regulation of synaptic transmission, cholinergic; positive regulation of voltage-gated potassium channel activity. Lineage: Eukaryota; Metazoa; Arthropoda; Insecta; Lepidoptera; Tortricidae.